Messenger RNA from Drosophila serrata, 324 nucleotides. RefSeq names its product inositol hexakisphosphate and diphosphoinositol-pentakisphosphate kinase. Gene Ontology annotation, biological process: inositol metabolic process; inositol phosphate biosynthetic process. The record is from RefSeq and is a predicted model, not a curated record. Lineage: Eukaryota; Metazoa; Arthropoda; Insecta; Diptera; Drosophilidae. Gene Ontology annotation, molecular function: 5-diphosphoinositol pentakisphosphate 1-kinase activity; inositol hexakisphosphate kinase activity. Gene Ontology annotation, cellular component: cytosol.
AUGGGCAAUAGCUUUGAUAAGUUCGGUGGCGGCAGUAACAGCAGCAGCAGCAGUGCAAGACUUCGCGGCUGGAGCCGACGUCGCUGUCAGCCGGUAGCAGCAGAGGCGAGCGUAGCAGCAGCAACAGCAUCAUCAUCAGCGGCUGCAGUGCACCCAGCCGGGGCAGCGCAGUCGGCGUCGGAGCUGCAGAGGGCAGCGGCAGGACGCCGCUGGCUGACGCACGUAAACUCAACGCCGAAUCUGGGCGAGACCGAAACUGACGUCACCGAAUUGCUGGAGCCGCGCUCCUCGUCGUUUUCCCAUCCGGGGCAUUUGAAAGCUUAA